AUGAUCGAAGCGAAAAACCUGGUGCGCCGCUAUGGAGAGUUCAAAGCGGUCGACGAUGUAUCGUUCCGCAUAGAACCUGGCGAGGUAGUUGGUUUGCUGGGUCAUAACGGGGCGGGUAAAACCACCAUUAUGAAAAUGCUGACCGGGUUUCUUGAACCCUCAGCAGGACAGACUCUGGUGGAUGGCGUUGAUGUCUUUGCAGCACCUGAUCUGGUGCAGGCAAAGAUGGGUUACCUCCCUGAAAGUUCGCCUCUUUAUCCAGAGCUCACUGUGCUUGAGUACCUAUCUUACGCUGCAGAAUUGCGUGGCUUGCAGCCUGCACAUUGUGUGCCGCGGGCCGUUGAGGCCACUCAGCUCGAAAGUCGCGCAAUGGAUCGUAUUGACACACUCAGCCGCGGGUACAAGCAGCGUGUGGGUGUUGCGCAGGCCAUACUGCAUUCACCUAAAUUUGUCAUUCUUGACGAGCCCUCCAACGGACUGGAUCCAACGCAGACGCAACACAUGCGUGAACUCAUCCGUCGCUUGGCCGAGAACGCUACCGUCAUUCUGUCGACCCACAUCAUGCAGGAGGUGAAAGCGGUGUGUGAUCGGGUGCUGAUUCUGCGCGCCGGACAGCUUGCCUUGGAUGAACGGCUGGAUGACCUGCAGCAGGCAUCAGCGGUGCAUCUGAAGACCGAUGUUCAGGCCGAUAUAAAGGCCGCGGUGGGUGGUUUGGCUGUGGCGGCCGAGAUAUUGCCUGAAGCUGCUGGCCACUGGCGGAUCGAGCUGAAAGGUGAUCUUGAUGCGGGUAUCGGUGCCCUUGCCAGCACCCUGGUGCAGGCCGGUGUGCCUAUCUACAGCCUGAUACCCGCAGCCCAGGAUCUGGAGAGUAUUUUCAAGCAGGUCAACGAAGCUAUGCUGGAUGAGAUUCAGCGCAAAGAGCUGAUACUGUUUUUUGUCUCGCCUAUCGGCUAUCUGUUCCUGGCUGCCUUUCUGGCGGUUACCUUGUUUGUGGUGUUCUGGGGGGAAUCCUUUUUUGCGCGCAACAUUGCUGACGUGCGGCCGAUGUUUGAAUGGAUGCCGAUCCUGCUGAUAUUUCUGAGUGCUGCACUGACCAUGCGUAUGUGGAGCGAAGAGCGUCGGUCCGGCACGCUGGAAUUUGUCGCCACUAUGCCCGCGUCUACCUGGUCAUUUGUGCUGGGCAAGUUUCUCGCCUGCUGGAGCCUGCUGGCGAUUGCCCUGUUGUUGACCCUGCCGCUGCCGUUAACGGUCAGUGUGAUAGGCGACCUGGAUUGGGGGCCGGUGUUUGCGGGUUAUCUGGCUGCUAUGUUGUUAGGCGGCGCCUACAUCGCGAUUGGCUUGUAUAUCAGUUCGCGUACUGACAGCCAGAUUGUUGCUUUGAUGCUCGCGAGCUUAGUCAGUGGUCUGUUCUAUCUGGUAGGCAGCCCGGUUAUCACCGAACUGUUUGGCAGCGGUGUCCAGUCCUGGCUCGCCGCCAUUGGUAGUGGUGCCCGUUUUGAAUCGAUCACACGUGGUGUGCUUGAUAUUCGCGACCUGUAUUACUACGCCUGUAUCGCGCUGGUGUUCCUGAGCCUCAAUGUAUUUGCACUCGAGCGAGAGCGGUGGUCCGCUCAGGGUGAUCUCACUCGGCAUCGCAGCUGGCGUAUCGGCACGGCACUGGUGGUUGCAAAUCUUCUGCUUGCAAACGUGUGGCUGCAGAACGUGUCGGCACUGCGUGUAGAUGUGACCGAGGGCAAAAUCUACUCUAUCUCGGAUGCAACCAGAAGUUAUCUUGCGCAGUUGCAGGAGCCGUUGCUGAUACGAGGAUAUUUCAGUGCUAAAACACAUCCGGACCUUGCGCCUCUGGUGCCGCGGCUGCAAGACCUGUUACGAGAGUAUGCUGUGGCUGGCGAUAACCGGGUGCGGGUUGAGUUUGUUGACCCCGCGAUGGAUCCGGAAAUGGAAAACGAAGCCAACAGUAAAUACGGCAUUCGUGCGGUCCCGUUUCAGGUUGCAGAUCGCUAUCAGGCGAGCCUGGUAAAUUCCUAUUUUGAUGUGCUGAUUGCCUAUGGAGAUGAAUUUGAGGUCCUCAAUUUUCAGGAUCUGAUUGAAGUGAAAGUGGCCGGCGAAGGCGAUUUUGAGGUGCAGCUGACCAAUCCUGAGUUUGAUGUUACGCGCGGUAUCAAGAAAGUGUUGUACGGUUUUCAGGGUGGCGCGAGUGUGUUCGACAACAUGGCCGCGCCGGUUAACUUUGUCGGCUACAUAUCGGCAGAGAGCCAGUUACCGCCUGAAUUGCAGAGUCUCAAGAGCAGCCUGGAAAAUGUGCUGGAGACUCUGGCUGCGGAAGCCCAGGGCAAACUGAAAGUUGAAGUGAUUGAUCCUCAGGCCAAUGGAGGGGAAGUGGCUCAACAGAUUGCAGAACAAUAUGGUUUUUCGCCUAUGGCAGCGAGCUUGUUUGACGAAGGCAGAUUCUAUUUCUAUCUGACGCUUAACGACGGUGACACUGUGGUACAGAUGCCUAUACCCGAUGGCGACAGUGAAGAAGCCAUACGACGCAGCCUGCAGGAAGGACUUAAGCGCUUUGCAACAGGGCUGUUGAAGACUGUGGUGCUGGUUGCGCCGGAACCUGUGCCGCCUUACAUGCAGCAGCAGGGCAUGCCGCCGGGCAACGAGUUCAAUUCUCUGCGGGAUUUCCUCUCCGCAGAUUUCAACGUGCUGACAAACGACUUGAGUGAUGGGGUGGUGCCUGCACAGGCAGAUAUGGUCAUUGUCGUAGACCCGAGCAGCUUCACCGAUAAGCAGGUAUUUGCACUGGAUCAGUUUCUGAUGAAAGGCGGUACGGUAUUGGUCGCAACGGCCGCCUAUGCCGCGCAACCCAGUCAGAGUGGUCUGUUUGCGUCCGAACGUGAUAGUGGACUGCAGAACUGGUUGGCACACCAUGGUGUUACCGUGGGUCAGAAUCUCGUCAUGGAUAGGCAGAAUUCCGCAUUUCCGGUGCCGGUUACCAGGCAGGCGGGCGGUUUCAGCUUCCAGGAUCUGGUGAUGCUCGACUAUCCCUAUUUUAUUGACGUGCGAGACGAGGGUCUGGAUGACACAGUGCCGAUUAAUGCGGGUCUGCCUCAAGUCACGCUCUCAUGGGCAUCACCUCUGAGCCUUAACCCGGCAGAAAAUAUUGUGGCGACCACCUUGUUAAGGUCCAGCAGUGCCAGCUGGUUGUCUAAUGACACAAACGUCAUGCCGCAGAUCGAUGAGCAGGGUAAUUCCACAUUCACACCGGCUGCGGAGCAGACGGCUUAUACCCUUGCAGCAGCUCUGCAGGGGCGCUUUGAAAGUUUUUAUUCAGGGCAGACUUCACCGCUACUUGUAUCAGCAGCGGAAGAUCAGGGUAGCGAUGCGGAAACGUCUGCUGAUGGCGCUUCUGAGGGUGCAGAAGACGAAAGCAAUCUGGGCAUCGUCAGCAGUGUCAUAGAGCGUUCGCCUGAGUCAGCGCGACUGCUGGUGUUCGCUUCAAACGAUUUUGUUGCCGAUCAGACCCUGCGUAUGGUCGGUGCUGCUGAUGGCACGAUCUACGGCAACUCAAUACAAAUGGUUGCGAACGCGGUGGAUUGGUCCCUCGAAGAUCAGAACCUCAUCGGUAUUCGUGCCAGAGGAAACUUCAACCGCACACUGCCGGGUAUGGAUGUGGCGACGCAAAGUCUGGUCGAGAUCGCAAACUAUGUGAUGGCCCUGGUUGGGGUUCUGUUUGUCUGGUUUGCAUUCCGCCUUCGUUCUCAGGAUGCGCUGUUGUCCUUUGGGGUUAACCAGGUUACGGGCAUCAACCUCAGUGAUGGUGACACAGAGGUGUCCCUGACGCGUGUUGACGAUGGCUGGCAGGUGGGUGGUUAUCCGGCGGAUACGGCCAAGGUGGCUGCCAUGCUGGAAAAACUCGCCGGGCUUAAAGGGCAAUGGCCUGUGGCAACUACACCCGCCAGCGCGGUUCGCUUCGAAGUAGCGCAGGACAAUUUUCAACGCCGCGUGGUGUUAAAAGGCGCAGACAAAGUGCCGACAUUGUUGCUUGGUACCUCGCCGGGGUUUCAGAAGGUGCAUGGGCGGCGGGCAGACAGCGAUGCGAUUUACAGCAUCGGCUUAUCGAAUUUUGAAUUGCCGGUCAAUGUUGACGGCUGGUUGGAUAAAAAAAUGUUUGCCCUGGCGGCGGCUCCAACGUCGAUUACAUUGAACCCUGCUGAUCCGAGCCAGCCGCCAGAAAGUCUCUUGUACGGUGAGGAGGGGUGGCUCUACAACGGCGUCGCCGCGGAUCAGAACACAGCAACAACCUACGCAAAUCGAUUUACUACGCUGCAAAUUGUGGGUGUUGUAGAAGAGGCACCGGAAGGCCUGGUAGAGCAGGCGAGCAUUGAUUUGCGGAAUGAUAUGGAACAAAAGCAGGUUACAAUCUCACGCCUGGGCGAGAGUGAUGACUACUAUAUUGCAGUGCAGGGUGAGCCAGCUUAUUUCAGUCUGGCUACUUAUAUUGCCGAACAGCUGUUGAUGGCUGAUGUAGAUUUUUCUGCCGCUGAUAUUAACGAAGAGGCUGAAAGUCUGCAGGGGGGAGAAUGGGGAGGUUCAGUUCACUGGCCAACGGGCAGUCAGUUUUCCGCAGCGGCUCGAACCGCGGCAACGGACCCCACGGUUUGGGUGCCGGUGCUUACCGCAGGUGUCAUGCUUGCUGCGGAUGUGGAUGAUAAGUGGUCAGAAGAUCUUGCUGAAGAUCAGCCGCUGUUUGGCGACGAUGCGGAAAAAAUCAGCAGCACGCUGCGUGAUGUAGCCAGUGGUGCCUACGUGCUCACCGCAUUGAUUGCACCCAGUCCUACGCUGCAGGAUAAGUUUAACGGCGUCAGUGUCGGUCUUGCGACAGCGGCGCUCGAUGGCGCUGUUUCAUAUGGCCUGAAAGAAGUUGUCGGGCGCGAGCGGCCGGAUGGAUCCAACGACCGUUCUAUGCCUUCAGGACAUGCUUCCAAGGCGGCCUCCCGUACAAAUAUGGCGCGUCGUAACCUUGCCUACAUUGAUAUGCCCAACUGGCUCGCAAACAUCAUCUGGCAGAUGUAUUGGUCGGCUACGCAUUAG
Symbiodinium pilosum is the source of this 5082-nucleotide messenger RNA. NCBI's taxonomy places the organism in Eukaryota, Dinophyceae, Suessiales, Symbiodiniaceae. The record is from the annotation of a GenBank genome assembly.